AUGAGCCAUCAGUCUGAGCCAAAGCCACCGAGGCUUAGCACUGGUGUUGAGUUGGAGUUUGCUGUCAUCUACGUGUUUCAUACAAGAGAUGCAUCUAGCAGCGAGGCUGAGGAGAAGAUUAUAGAUGACGAUCUGCCCCAGCCUCUGGAGAUUGAAUUCCCAAAAGGCGUACACAGACCAAAUUUACACGACAUAGGCCAGGAAGCUGUUCAAGAGGCGAUAAUCAAGACACUGCGGGAUGCUGGAUUUCCUACAGAAGAAGCUGAAGUGAGUGGACAAAAAACGCAAGAAGCGCGCCAACUCGAUCCAUUUCGACACUGCCAAGUCGCGAGCGAUACUACUAUCAAAGUAAUUGGCCUUGAGGGCUUUAAGGCGAGACUACCACUCAGAUAUGCCGCAAUCGAGAUUGGGCUUCCUGUCGAGUGGGAAUCGCCACUCAGUUUCGAGGUUGUGCGAUAUAUGAUUAAUUUGCUUGCCUCCAAAUUCCGGAUCCAGAUCAACCCAACCAUGGGCCUCCAUAUUCAUGUUGGAAACGGCGCUGCUUAUAUGCCAUUUCAAUGGGUCAAGAGGAUAAGUAUGAUGUCUUGGGCAGCCGAGCGGCUUUUGGCAACUCUGCACCCACCGACUCGAAGCUUUUGUACUCACUGCAUGAGUAUCCGUGGAUAUAGCCCUCUCGCUCAUGGGGUGCAACUUGAAGACCACCUUGAACACAAUUUCGAAGAGAGACUUUUAUGUGAGAGGUACAUCGCAAGAGCCGUUCGGUUUGGGGAGGAGUCAACCUUGUGGCGGGAGGCCCAUAUUGACAAGAGUACAGUCGAAGCAUUCACUAGGACAAGACGUUCAGGUUGUUUUGAGUCCUUUAUUGAAAACAGCACUUUAACGACGAGUGUUGCCAUCGGCGCAACCCCAAGUCAAUCAGAAAUGAUUCUGCCACGAGUUCCCGAUCACAUGCUGAGCAAGCCAAAACGUCUCAACACGUUUCCGCGGCUCAAACUACCAAGGUAUACCGAAGAGGACGCGGAGGCGAUGAACCGGAUUAACGGAGACGUAUUAUCAGUCGCUGACCUGGCCAAGGACCGUGGUAUCUGGUACGGCAUAGAACAAAUAGCGCGGACGGAGUCGUCCUGUCAGAUUGAGGGAAUGCUCCAUACCAACGACAGAGCCAAUUAUAGCUUUCUGCAAUGUUCCUGCCUCAACAUGGGCCAUACUGGAUGGAGCAAGAAGAAGACAAUUGAAUGGCGACAAGGUGCGGGUACAAUGGAUGCAAGGUGGGUAGCCACUUGGCUGAGAAUUGUUACAGGCGUCUCGCGAUUCGCUAUGCACUCUCCCACUGAUGAGUUUCUGAGGAUUAUUCGUCGCUGCGAUUAUGCCGAGGAGGGAGGCUCCUAUGAUGUUCUCGAUCUGCUCGAGGACAUUGGUCUAGUUGCCGAGGCAGCCAUUGCUGGCGAAAGAAUCAAGAACUAUAGAAGGGAAUGGUGUCAGGAAUAUGAGGACAAUAGCUGA
Pestalotiopsis fici W106-1 is the source of this 1503-nucleotide messenger RNA. RefSeq lists its product as uncharacterized. The transcript is spliced from 2 exons. The record is from RefSeq and is a predicted model, not a curated record. NCBI's taxonomy places the organism in Eukaryota, Fungi, Ascomycota, Sordariomycetes, Amphisphaeriales, Sporocadaceae. Bases 1 to 1503 code for a protein of 500 amino acids.